This is a messenger RNA of Colletotrichum acutatum, 716 nucleotides long. RefSeq lists its product as uncharacterized. Lineage: Eukaryota; Fungi; Ascomycota; Sordariomycetes; Glomerellales; Glomerellaceae. The record is from RefSeq and is a predicted model, not a curated record. The transcript has 5 exons. Bases 85 to 516 code for a protein of 143 amino acids.
CCGCUCCACCUCCGCACUCCCCGGUCACAUGACGCCGUGAUUGAUCUCUCCGUGUGAAGCUUUCCCCUCCUUGGUGCUGCGAUAAUGUCAAUGUCAGCCAGAAUCCUCAGAAGCAGCUUCGUCCCCGCAGUUCGGAGACCUUUUGUCACUACUAGACUUGUCUCUUCACCGUUCACUCGCUGCCGCACAAUGGCUACCAAGGAGUUCCUCUGCAUCCUUCCCGACAAGCCCGAUGCGCUUGCCCGGCGUUUGGAGGUCAGGCCUACGCAUCUCGAGAAUGCCCAAGGUCACAAGAGUAACGGAAAGGUUGCCGUUGGUGGCGCCAUGUUUGAGAAGGAGCAUCCUGUCGAAGGCCAGACCCCCGGCUUCAAGGGUAGCGUGAUGAUCUACACGGUUAAGGACGCCGAGGAAGCCUGGGAACUCAUCAGAGGCGACAUCUAUGCCAAGAACGACGUGUGGGACCUGGAGAAGGCUCAGGUCAUUCCGUUCAAGUCGGCUAUUCGCGAGUCUCUGUAAGAUCUUGAUGUCCGAGUGAGCUGAAAGCCCAUAUAGGUGCCUCCAUCGCCGCUCCCGUCACCAGCACAGUAGGCGCCUUCCCAGGUCGGUUAUUCAGGUCAAACUGGCUGGGCGGUGGAGUGGUUCAAGGUCAACAGUUAAUUACGCCCACAGCCUACUCGACGACAGGCUCAUAAGUACCCGAGUUCGAAUCCCAGCAU